Apis laboriosa (Himalayan honeybee) is the source of this 2351-nucleotide messenger RNA. RefSeq lists its product as uncharacterized. Bases 119 to 2278 code for a protein of 719 amino acids. Lineage: Eukaryota; Metazoa; Arthropoda; Insecta; Hymenoptera; Apidae. The transcript has 16 exons. The record is from RefSeq and is a predicted model, not a curated record.
CAUGCGGGCUCAUCGUUUGUUGAAAAAUUUCGUGGAUUUCUACAAGUUCGUCCCCCGAGAAUAGAUCAAAAAAAAUAUUUUUUCUUUUAUUUGAAAAUAUAAACGUUUGUUAACGUUUAUGAAAAAAAAAAAUUCAUCCAGAUUCCACUCGAAGAAAUAUUUCGCGAUUAAUUACGAGUCGAUCCCUUUGCACGGUGCUCUGGACGUUGUGGCCGCCUCGACCGCGUCGAUAAUCUGCGUGAGCGUGUUGAAAAAGAAAUGCCAACAAUCGGAUCUCUACCAAGACAUGUCCCCUUGCGUUCGGUGUCAAGAUUUUGACGUUUUACCGGACGAGGUGGUUCGCAAAAUGGACGUGAUUCUGUUGUGUCUGCAAAACCCUAAUGACAUCGAGAACAUCAUAUGCCGGAUAAAGGACGUGUUGUAUAUUUUGGAAAGGUUGACGCCGUGCAGGAUGUCGGAGAAAAUUCACACUUUGUCGCUUCUCCUCAAGGAAAUAGUGAAGAGGCUCGUUUGCUCUGUCCAAGGUUUGGAAGAAUCGUUCGACAAUACGCAAACCAAGAUGACACUGAACCUCGUGAACAACUUUAUUCGGGACUGGAGCGAGAAAAGAUCUAAAUCCUACCCUUCUCUCAGGAUAUGCAGAUUCUGCGACCGCGCAAUCACUGAAACGACUCGACAAUGGGGGACAUUUUGCUGCGAGGAGGCGUUCAAGUUCAACAACAUCCGGAUCGAGUGGGUCCUCCGUCAAUCGAUAUCGGACUCGAGCAAAAAGACGGGGGACACGGGCCCGUGGAAGGAUCCUAGGAGCCUGAGGGAGGAGGAGCAAUUCUUGGACACGGAGGAGGAGGGGGUCCGGUACUCGGCCGGAACCGAGGAGGAGGCGAGCGACAAACGGGGGAGGAGGGGACCGAGGGCGACGGCGAAUCUACCCCUGAGGAUAGACUCUGAGGGGGAGAAGAAGAAGGUGACUUAUAAAUUGAACAAAGAGGAGAUCGAGGAGUUGAAGAAGAAGAAAAAGGUUGAAAUCAAGGAGGACGAGAAAAUAUUGACGGAGGACGAGAAAUCGAUCAUCGAAUUGGUGAAGAAGGAGAGGGAGAAAGAAAUCGAUUUCAUCAGGGUGAAGGAGUACGUGAAGCCGAUCGAAUUCCCUUACAAGAAGGUGGUGAAAGUGUACGAGAAGCCGAUCGAGGAAACCACGAUCAAGUACCAAUUAUCAAACCCGUUGUUCGUGAAGCUCGGCUGGACCAUGCUCCCCGUUUCGAAAAUCAUGAGGAAAGUUAUCGAGUAUCAAACGAAUCCUGCCAAACCUCAUCUCGAUUGGUUCAAGAAAUACAGGCUCGAAAGAAGACUGUAUUACAAUGACAAGCGCAUCUUUAUGAAUUUCUCCGGCGCAAGAUCGGCGGAAAUAUAUUAUCCGAACGGGAGCCUUGCCAUUAAAUUCAGCAGGCCGCCGGAGCGAGAAUACGAUAUGUAUACUGUAUUCAGCCCAGGAGGCAAAGAUUUCAUGGGCGUGAAGAGGAGGCCCCAGAUCAUCGCUGUAUUCGACACGAUGGGGAACGGCGCCGUGUUCGACGAGGAAGGAAGGACGAGGGUUUCGUUCAAUCAGAUCGGGGGUGUUUGGAAGGAUAAUCCGACCAGGAUCCCCCUCACGUGGAGAUGGGACAUAUUCGAGAGGACGCCGAUACUGGAGAACGUGUACGUGGAGAAAUCCGCGGCCCAUUUGGAGAAAUAUUUCUACCCGCCGACGAUGAAGGUGUUCAGGAGCAACAAAGCGUCCACGCCGUCACUGGUUUCGCGAAAGGAGAAGAGGGUGGAGUACGUGAAACCUGUUUUCGAGGAGGAGUACGAGGAGGAGGAGGAGGAGGAGGAGAAGGUGCAGGAGGUCGAGUCCGAGCAAAUUUACUCGAGCGAUGCUUGCUACUUGAAACCGAUCUUCGUGCAAAUGAACGAUUACAUCAGUUUGAAAAUUUUGAAUCGGCGCACCGUCACCCUUCGAUUCCUUGCCAACACGAAAAACGUCAGAAUAGAGCUCGGCACGAUCUUAAAUUUAACCAAGCAAGUGGGAUUCUACUUCGUGGAUAUGAGGGUGAAAUUUAGUUUGCUGAAAUGCAAGUUCGACGAUCCGAUCCACAUAAGGCCCGACAGCAGCGUGUACAACAUAUACAAGGAAUUGGAAAAAAUCAAAAAAAUGGCCAAGCAACGGGAGCUCAUGAUGGAGAAGUACAGACCAUACUUGCAUACUUGGAAAAUGAUGGGGACCAGAUGUCGUCCCCGAUAAUUUCACGUCCGUUUCCCUCCAAUUCCCUCGAGACUGUCCUUGUUUUUUCUCUUUGACGAAAAUAAAUAAGAUA